Molecule: messenger RNA, 1038 nt
Organism: Trypanosoma theileri
Lineage: Eukaryota; Euglenozoa; Kinetoplastea; Trypanosomatida; Trypanosomatidae
Exons: 1
Coding region: 1-1038 (345 amino acids)
Source: RefSeq, a predicted model, not a curated record
AUGUUUUCCCGCCGGAUUUCUGCGUUGCUGCUGGCCCCUAAACUUUCACUCAUCACACGGGAAUUAACAAAAGAAGCGCAACAGUCAGAACUGCAAGAGGCGGUGCGGCGCCACAACACCGCAGUGGCAGAAAAUAAUAAUAAUAAUAAUAAUAAUAAUAAUAAUAAUAAUAAUAAUAAUAAUAAUAAUAAUAAUAAUACUAAACAAGGUAAUAGUAGUCAUCAUCCUAUACACACAACUACUUAUGAUGAUACCGCCGCUGUAUACUAUCCAGCCUUUCACUUAAUUACAUUACCACCCAGUAGUGGUGUUCAUCGUAGUGAAAUACGUCAAUCACUGGCAACCAACAUAACGAAGGAAUUUCAUCAUUCUGUAAUAGAACCAUGGAAAACAGCUGCUGAACGACAAGCAAUCAUAGUAGGUUGUCGAAGUCUUUCCUAUUUACAAAGACAAUUAGAAAUGGAUUCUACAUAUAGUUUACUCAUUAUAGAUCAUACCCUCUCAGCUUUAUUAGAUGCUGCCAUGAAAUUAGUUCCUUUAUAUGGUUCACGUAUUCACUUUAUUCGCAGUGAUGUGUUCUUUCUAUUACAGAAACUCGUACCUCCAAUGAUAGCAGAUAUCUGUAUUGCUCCUAUGCCUGUUCCUUUCUGGUCUGAAAGUGGAAGUUACAGACGUCUCGUUACUCGUGAUUUUCUCUGUGUUAUUCAUCAACUUUUAAAAGUACGUGCAGAUCCAUCGGAUGCUCGUGGGUUUGUUACCUUUACAGAUGUUAUUCCACUUGCAGAGUUUAUGAUGGAACAAUUGGAGGAAAGUAAAUUAAUUGUUCCUUGGACACGAAAAAACCCGGCGGAGACAUAUGGACGAUGGCUGCCAUUGCAAACACCUCCACAUCGUGAAUUUGCACAACAGCGACUGGGAGAGACAGUGGCUUUUGCGGCUUCAAAGAAUGGACCAACCUCUGCACAGGCCGUUCUUCAUAUUGAUUCACUAGACUAUAAACGACGCUAUUACCGUGGACUUUCUCCACCUACAGAGUGA